Molecule: messenger RNA, 879 nt
Organism: Akanthomyces muscarius
Lineage: Eukaryota; Fungi; Ascomycota; Sordariomycetes; Hypocreales; Cordycipitaceae
Exons: 3
Coding region: 1-879 (292 amino acids)
Cellular component (GO): membrane
Source: RefSeq, a predicted model, not a curated record
AUGGCCAACGACGAUAACUCCAUCUGGGUCUACAGCCCUUCGUUUCCUCUGGCGGUUGUAGGAUGUGUCGUCUACAGUAUUUUGUUCAUCACAAUCACUUACACGACUUGGAUCAAGCACCGUGCGUGGUUCUUUUCUACCGUGGUGGUCGGCGCUGCGAUUGAAGUGGCGGGCUACGUCUGCCGCGUCUACUCGGCCAAACACCAGACGAUCCUCGUUCCGUACAUAUUGACACUGACUCUGACUGUCCUCGCCCCCGUCUUCAUCGCGGCCGGCAACUACCUCCUCAUCAGCCGCCUCAUUCUCAACGUCCUCCCGCCUAUCCACCAUCGUAUCCUCGGCAUUGCCGGCCGCCUCCUCACACCCACAUUCGUCACGUUCGACAUAGUCUCUUUCCUCGUUCAGGGUAAUGGAUCGGCCAUUGCGAGCGCAGGCAAUUGGACAGGCCCCAAGGAAAAGAUUGGGAGAUAUACCUUGAUUGGUGGUCUGUUGCUACAGCUUCUCGCCUUUGGGCUAUUCCUCACCGUUUUUGGUCGAUUUCAUUUCUUGGCCACUCGGUUCGCCGUGCCAGAAGCACCUAGUGGCUGGCGCAAGGUCGUCCGUGCCGUCUACAUUUCCAGUAUUGCCAUCAUGAUUCGUUGCAUUUAUCGAGUCUGUGAGUUUGCGGAAGGUAUGAAUGGCUACGCUUUCCGCACUGAGUGGCUAUUCUGGGUAUUCGAGACAAUCCCAAUGAUCUUUGCCAUCGGAGCGUUUUGUGUCUGGCAUCCCUCGCAACAUCUCCCACGGAACGCGCUUCUCUCGAAGAAGGCAAGGGCAAAGGAGCAUCUCUCCGUCGAGAUGGCUACGAGCACAUCUACUUCGCACGAGCAAACGGUUUAA